Malurus melanocephalus (red-backed fairy wren) is the source of this 5502-nucleotide messenger RNA. RefSeq names its product Wnt family member 7A (gene WNT7A). Lineage: Eukaryota; Metazoa; Chordata; Aves; Passeriformes; Maluridae. The transcript has 4 exons. Gene Ontology annotation, biological process: cell fate commitment; multicellular organism development; neuron differentiation. Gene Ontology annotation, cellular component: extracellular region. Gene Ontology annotation, molecular function: frizzled binding; cytokine activity. The coding region runs from base 335 to 1384 and encodes 349 amino acids. The record is from RefSeq and is a predicted model, not a curated record.
GAGAGACAAUUCACACUGAAGGUGGGGACGCGGCCGGCUCUCGCAGGACCCCGCAGUCCAUCCCGAGCCCGCAGCCCCGCGCUCCCCGUGACGGCGCCCGCGGCCGGAGCGGGGCUGGGAGCGCGGGCGGAGCAGAGGCAGCCCCGGCGGGGCCAUGGUGAGAGGCGGCGGGGGCUCGGAGCGGAGCGGCGGGUGCUGCGGGGCGCGGCGGGGGCUGCCCCGCUCGGCCGGGCGGUCGUGACCGCGGCGGCGCCUCCAGGGACUGAUCGGCCCCAGCCCCGAGCGCACCGGGCAUCAUUUCGCGUGUUGGUCUGAGCCUCGGCAAGCAAGGAAUAUGAACAAGAAAACAAGGCGCUGGAUCUUCCACAUCUUCCUGAGCCUGGGGAUUGUGUAUAUCAAGAUCGGGGGUUUCUCCUCUGUGGUGGCCCUGGGAGCCAGCAUCAUCUGUAACAAGAUCCCGGGGCUCGCCCCCCGGCAGCGGGCGAUCUGCCAGAGCAGGCCCGACGCGAUCAUUGUAAUCGGGGAAGGGUCCCAGAUGGGCAUCAACGAGUGCCAGUUCCAGUUUCGCAACGGGCGCUGGAACUGCUCGGCCCUGGGCGAGAGGACCGUCUUCGGCAAGGAGCUCAAAGUGGGGAGCAGGGAGGCCGCGUUCACCUACGCCAUCAUCGCGGCGGGGGUGGCCCACGCCAUCACGGCCGCCUGCACGCAGGGCAACCUGAGCGACUGCGGCUGCGACAAGGAGAAGCAGGGCCAGUACCACAAGGAGGAGGGCUGGAAAUGGGGCGGCUGCUCCGCCGACAUCCGCUACGGCAUCGGCUUCGCCAAGGUCUUCGUGGACGCCCGCGAGAUCAAGCAGAACGCCAGGACGCUCAUGAACCUGCACAACAACGAGGCCGGGCGCAAGAUCCUGGAGGAGAACAUGAAGCUGGAGUGCAAGUGCCACGGGGUCUCGGGCUCCUGCACCACUAAAACCUGCUGGACAACGCUGCCCAAGUUCCGUGAGCUGGGCUACAUCCUCAAGGACAAGUACAACGAGGCCGUGCAGGUGGAGCCCGUCCGGGCCAGCCGCAACAAGCGCCCCACCUUCCUCAAAAUCAAGAAGCCCCUUUCCUACCGCAAACCCAUGGAUACGGACCUGGUGUACAUAGAGAAAUCCCCCAACUACUGCGAGGAGGACCCGGUGACGGGCAGCGUGGGCACACAGGGCAGGAUGUGCAACAAGACAGCGCAGCAGUCCAAUGGCUGUGACCUGAUGUGCUGCGGCCGCGGCUACAACACGCACCAGUACUCGAGGGUGUGGCAGUGCAACUGCAAGUUCCACUGGUGCUGCUACGUGAAGUGCAACACGUGCAGCGAGAGGACAGAGGUGUACACCUGCAAGUGAGCGCUGCCCCUGCUCCUGCCCGCCCUGGGGUACAUUUGCACAUGCACUCGAYGGACCUGAGCAGGAGGCUGUGGGCCAGUCCUGCUCUCCCCGGAGAAAAGCUGGUGAAUGGAGCCCUCUCUCUGCUUCUCACGUUUUUCGUUGCUUGUGUGGAUACACAUUUCAGACCCUUCUAAAGUCGGCCAAGGAGCAAAAACAAACAAACCCCACCCUGGGCCACCAGACAUGCAAAAGAGAGAGAAAAGGAUCAUCUUGUUGAGCCUGCACCUCGGAAGCAAGGAGCACUGACUGCUUGUGGAGAGACACGGGCCAGGGGGAAUCUCUGAGCAUGGCAACGAACUCUUGGUUUGGGAAAAGGAUGGUCAAUCAAGCACUCGUGUGCACAAGGAGCAGGGAGGGCUAGGGCAGAAAUCCCUGACAAAAGGCUUUGCACGGGAUGGGAUGGACAGAGCCUCYCUCACUGCCCCUGUGAACAUGUGGAUGACACAGGUUUAGGCUUUUACACUUGUGAAAAGCUUCUGCUGGUCUCGCCCAUCUUUCCACUUCACAGCAAUUGCUGCAUCAAGAAGAACUGUGGAAGGUUUCUGUAGACACUGCUUUAUCUGCCUUUCUUGUGUGUGUGUGUGCUGCAGAUUUUAGCACAGGGAUUUGGGACACUUGGGYGUAAUAAUAGCAAUAUUUAACAAUUUAUUCAGAUAAAACUAAUAUUAAUUUAUUUAAUUAAAAAAAGAACUUGACCCACCUGUUUUGAACUAUUCUGCAAUUAAAGUAGAUAGCUGGCUUUCUUUGUGGAAUAAUUUUGGAGGAUCAGCAAGGAAAAACUGGAGCUGUAUAUAUUAUUCUUGACUAGGAUAUUUCUAUUAGUUGGACUUGCAGGAUAUGUUCUACAGUACUGGAUGUUUAAGGACAAAAGCUGGCAUCUUUAUAUAUAUGUACAUAUACAAACACACUGUAUUUUGGGGUUUUUGUUUGUUUGUUUCCUCCUGUUUGCUGCUAGUUGUCUAGAACAAAAGUCGAGUGGUAGGGGUUACAAACCUUUACCAGUUUUUGUGUUGUUUUUUUUUUCUUUUUUUUUCCUUCAAUUAAAGAAAGAAGCAUUAGUGAAAUCCUGUUUGGAAUAUGUCUAAAAAUAAGAAAAUCCAGACAAAAUUCCAUCUUUUGGAAAAAUCAACCAUAGGAUAAGAGAGUAUAUUUUGUAAGAGACUAUUUUUAUAUAAAUAUUUUAUUUAUACUAUGUCUGCUUGUUCAACCUGUACUUUUUCUCAAAACAGGCAUACAAUUUGUAAUUCUUAGGCUAUUUAACAGAGAAGGGGUAAUUAGUUUGUGAACACAACAGCAGCAAGCUGGAUGCAUUCAGCUGCAAUUGGUGGAUGUGUCURAAAGCAGAAUGAACUUUCUCUCCGGAUGUGUGUACAAACUGGCUCUUUUCCUGUGGCUCAAUUUGCAGAAUAUGCAAAACAAGAACAGGGUAUGUAGCAUCAAUUUUGUCACAUGGCUUGAAUUCAUGAUUGGUAUUAACUGGAUGCUCAUUUAUCCCAUUCAAGAAAAAAAAAUCCGAAUUAGCUUCCCACAUGCGUCAGUCAUUAAACUGUGGCGUUAUGACUCGCAAAUGUGCUGUGUGUGCUGUCAGUUAAACCUCUGCAUUGUGCUACUGUCAGAUCUGAUUUCCAUCAGUGGGCGACUGUAGACUGGGACUGUAAUAACUAGCAUGACACACAUCGUCUGAUUCUCAUAGAUAGGAUACAGAGCUUACUUUUUGUCCAACUCUUUUUGGCAUUUACAUUAUUCUUUCCCCCCAAAAGGCCAGAGCUCAAAAAUCCAGARAAACAUUCCGACAGGUUUGAAGAAGCAAAUUUAAAGAAUGCUCACAUGUUUUUCAGAGCCCAACUCAGCCAUUUUACAUUCCCUUCGUGGUAUUUCUUUGUAAUCACCACUAAUUUUUUCAGGCACUCAAGUGGUAAAUAUUUUGAAUCAUUCUAUUCCUCCUGCUUAACUCGUUUGUGACUAAUAAAAAGAAGAAUCUAAUUUUAACAUUGUUUUUCACUGGGUAAGAAACAUGGCCCAGUGUAAUUGAUGAUGUUGCACAUUAUCUGGGACAGAUCAGAUUCUUUCCUCCUCGAAGACUGCAGGAUCUCCCCAGCUCAGGAGGCAUCAGUAAAGGAAAUGUGUCACUGACUCCCUGGGUAGCAGCARGUGCUACAAGGAGAGGAGACAGGCCUGCCUUGUGUGCACUGAUCCUUCCCAGGCAAAACUCCCACCUAAGACUGCUCAAACAGAAUUUUUUUGAGAAGGGAAACAGGCAUCAAAAAAGAUGCUGUAAAAUUUGACAACUGACCUUUUAGGACUUGGGUUUUAUCUCACUCCUUGUGUAUGUAUUAUUUAAGAACACAACCCCAUGCAGUACCUCAUCCUAGCAAUGUAUCACCAGGGUUAAUACACAGUUCCUUUGCAGUCCUGCCACUUAACUCAAAAUAGAWUUUUUAGUYAAUUCAGACAAGCAGAAUGGAGUAUCAAAACAAUUAUUAACAUAAUUUACUUUCAAACUUAUGAYUUGUCAAUAUCAAAGCWAAUUUUUAUYGGUCAUUGAGUCACUGCUCUUAGUCCUUUUAAAUUCCAYACAASAAGAKAUAAAAAGCAACCACAUACAGUAGGGAUGUUUAUUACAACCCUGUAAUGGUUAAAUAAUUCCGUUCUAAUGUUUAAUACUGUAAUCUCCCCCCUCCCCAGUUUGUAUUGGGUUUUGAUUUAGUGUAUACCAUAUCAUAGUUAAAACUAUGUGUUCCUCAAUGAUUAGAGUUACUUUGCAAAUUAUUACUUUUGCAGCAUGUUUUUACCAUAAAAAAAUUAUGUGUAAAACUCCUGCUUCCUGUAAAUUUCCGUAUGCAGUGAUGUGCCAUGUACAGCUUGUAGAAUAAUUAUUGAAGGACAAAUAUCUUUAAACAGUUUUACUCACAAUAAUAUAAAACUGGAUGCACAGUGACUUUAAUUUGGUACACAUUCUCCCUACAUUUUACAAUAUUGCUGAUGAGAAAAAGAGAAAAAAAAAGACAAAAAUUAUAUUAAUUUGUUUAACAUCUGGAGUAACAGUUUGGGAGCUCUGAAUUAAAGAGCAAGGAAAAGCAGAAAGUAUUGGAAAUUUGGCUAGAAAGUAUUUGGAAAUUUGGCUGUGUCAUCUUAGACAGGAGAAAUCUGGCCCAUCAGAAUGUGCCAUGAGUCUGGAGUUAAUUGGUCAUUCCCUAAACGGGCUUGAGCGGCAUGAGAAUACACAGGAGAGGGGAGAUUUACGGUUUGCAGAUAUUCCUCCCCCCGACAACAGCUUGGUCUUUGUGYUUGGGGAUAGAGGAGCUCUGUUUUGACUUGGGGAAGAACCACACAAUGGCACUGAAAUGCACACAAGUGUGGAACAAUGCCGCCCUCCAAAGAAAAUCCAUCUUUUCAUGUGUGCUGCGAGGGGAGCGCCGCGCUGCUGGGCACGGGGGAACCUGGAUGGGGCUGGAAGGGAAACACAGCCCAGGGGCACAGAGGAGAUGGGAGCAGGAAGGAGAAAGCCUGGCUGCAAACUGGGAAGCUGCUCAUUAUGAAAUCUCCCUUCUUCAUCCCACAGUGGAAUCACAGCUUGUGGAAAUGAAUUUGUUUUGCCUCAUGAUUCCUAAAUAAGUGUUAAAGUUUUACCUCUUGGCCUUUCUAAAGGGACAACUAACCUSAGUUCAAUCAGCUUGAUAUUAGAAGCACUUACAUAAAACGCGUAUCAGCCAGUGAUUAAGUUUUCUUUGCCUUGUAUGCACAAAACUAAUGGAGAUAUGUCUUUCAACAGUGAUAAUUAAACUGAAAACAUCCUCAAAAUAUACUCUCAAGUGGCUCAUUUGGUAAAGUUAUUGUGAGGGGACAAAGUAAUUUAGAAAAGGAGAAUAAUGGCUACAUACCAUACUGUCCAAGGCUCUUAAUGAACUCUCCUGUGGAUCACAAAUCUGUUUUUAACUGACCACAAUUCAAAAUCCAUUUGUUAAACAGAAAAAUGUUGCAGGCUGCAGUYAGGGUGCACAAAUUCAAAUUAAUAUCUGUGUAAGUAUUUCUGACAAUAUUUUCACAUUUGUCAUUAUCAUAGGCAUGUCAUAGGA